AUGAGGCGUGUCCAUGACUACACCUCAUCUGAUAAAGCCAGCUCUCCAGAAGGAUCUCCAGUUUCCGGAAACAUUGGAAAGAAGAAGGAACCUGCAGUCCGCAAAAGGAAGGGAGGCUCGCCAAACAGCCAAACCAUGAAGCGAGUUCGGCCAGUUCAAUCUCAAACUGCGGCUGCCCUCAAGCUCGCCCAGGCGCACAGUGGUCAGCAGCUACAAAACGCAGAGAGAAGCUACUAUGCCUGUCUUGCUCAUCUCCAAGAGGAGCUCAAGGAUAUCAACCCUCAAGAUCCCACCCUGCAUGAAAAAGCCAAUGCCAGACUACAGGAACUUCACACUCUGAGCCUUAACUACCGCUAUAUUCGCGCUGGACAGCUUGCUAAUGAAAGGGCAUCCAAAUCAUCCUGA
Arthroderma uncinatum is the source of this 405-nucleotide messenger RNA. RefSeq lists its product as uncharacterized. The transcript has a single exon. The record is from RefSeq and is a predicted model, not a curated record. NCBI's taxonomy places the organism in Eukaryota, Fungi, Ascomycota, Eurotiomycetes, Onygenales, Arthrodermataceae. Bases 1 to 405 code for a protein of 134 amino acids.